Anolis carolinensis (green anole) is the source of this 487-nucleotide messenger RNA. RefSeq lists its product as uncharacterized. The record is from RefSeq and is a predicted model, not a curated record. NCBI's taxonomy places the organism in Eukaryota, Metazoa, Chordata, Lepidosauria, Squamata, Anolidae. The transcript is spliced from 2 exons. Bases 1 to 432 code for a protein of 143 amino acids.
AUGGGACCCUUUCCCUUGGUAGCUGCGGCGGCAGCGGUGGCAGAAGGCGCGCGCCACACUUCCGCCCUCUCUCCCUUUCUCCCCCUCUUGCCCUUCUUCCGGCGCCGAGACGGGGCUCCGCAAAGCGAGGUUCCGCCGGAAGAGCUUCCUCUGCCGCCUCCUCCGCGACACGGCUCCCCGCCGCGCGCGCGCCCCGCCCCUCCCCGCCUAUGUCGCAUGGGACCGCCCCUUCCGCCCGGGCCCCCUCCUGAUCUCCCGGCGCUCGCUCUGCUCGGGGCGCAAAGAGGGGGCCCUGCUCACUGCCUGCCUUCGCCUCCACCUCCGCAAGCCCCUCCCCUGGAGCCACCAAUGAGAGCAUCAUGGGCCUUGCAGUCCGGCUCCGGAAGGAAGACGGAAGGGCCAAGGAACACGGCUGUAGUGGUGGACGAGUGAGGCCCACGUCUCCUGCUUCCGGACAUUAAACCCCACUCUUUGAGGGAGGAAGGAA